Molecule: messenger RNA, 654 nt
Organism: Botrytis deweyae
Lineage: Eukaryota; Fungi; Ascomycota; Leotiomycetes; Helotiales; Sclerotiniaceae
Exons: 2
Coding region: 1-654 (217 amino acids)
Source: RefSeq, a predicted model, not a curated record
AUGUCGACUCCUGAUAUAUUAUUAUCUUCUCUAGAAACAAAUACAACUCAAGCUUCUCUUACUAUUACUGCAUAUCGACAACAUCUGAUUAAUCAUAUCACGAAAACACCAAUAUCUUCACUUCCACGUCUUCAUCUCCGCCUUAAUCUACUUGAUCUCGAAAAGUUCGAACUGAAAAAUUAUCAUCAUGAUAUGAUGAACAAACCUUUACCUGCCGGAACUACAAUGACAGAUGUGAUGAAGAGGAAUGCUCUGUUCGUUAAACAUGUCAAAUUUCUCGAUGAUCAACAAACGAUGGUUCGAAAACAACUAUACAAUGCAAUCCGCAAAAUGCAGAUUCAGGAAUCAAUUAUUCGUACCGCUCCCGCUGAGAUCAGAUCUAAGCUCUUGAAUGGCCAAAAGUUGUUUGGUCAACUUCAAGCUGAGAUAGCGUGUGGUCAAUGUGUCGCGAUAAACACUCGUCGCAUACAUCAUUUACAUCUUUCCCUUCAAAGAUUAUACCGACAAGCUGUUGACUCGCAACGUCAACGUCAACGUCAAUGUCAACGUCAAUGUCAACGUCAAUGUCAACGUCAACAAGCUAGACGAUCGAAUGCUCCUAGUCCAUCUACAGUUUCCAUUGAAACUCCUCCUCCUCCAUAUUCGGCUAAUUAA